Messenger RNA from Vitis riparia (riverbank grape), 1956 nucleotides. RefSeq names its product inactive beta-amylase 9. The record is from RefSeq and is a predicted model, not a curated record. Gene Ontology annotation, molecular function: beta-amylase activity. NCBI's taxonomy places the organism in Eukaryota, Viridiplantae, Streptophyta, Magnoliopsida, Vitales, Vitaceae. The transcript has 3 exons. Bases 162 to 1787 code for a protein of 541 amino acids. Gene Ontology annotation, biological process: polysaccharide catabolic process.
UCACAUUCCGAUUUUCUCUCCUACGUUUUCCCCUCAUUUUCUUCCACGACUAGCAUUCCUGCAAAUUUUCAUUCCUUGGGAAUUUCUGUUUUGGUUUUCAUCUUCUCGUUUAUUUGAUCGAGAAGUGAGAUUUUGGGGUUUGAAAAGUUAGGUUUUGAGGUAUGGAGGUUUCGGUGAUUGGGACUUCUCAGGCUCAGAUCGGGAGAGCACGUUUGGCUUACAGGAAGCUAGGAUUUUAUAAUCCGGCGGCUCAGGGUUUCUCUCGGACGACUAGGAUCUGUUUUGAUCAUUCCCAGAGAUGGAGAACGGAUGGUUUUCGGUUUAGUUUGAACGCUGUCCAUUCGGAAGUUCUCCGAUCUGAGAAAGUUUCCGGCGAUGUGUCUACUUCUGCUAGAAGAUCCAAGCCAGUUGAUGGUGUAAGAUUAUAUGUUGGCCUGCCCCUGGAUAUAGUAUCCGACUGCAAUACACUAAAUCAGAUGAAAGCAGUUUCAGCUGGAUUGAAGGCUCUAAAGCUAAUGGGGGUGGAUGGUGUUGAGCUCCCAGUCUGGUGGGGAAUAGCUGAGAAGGAAGCCAUGGGAAAAUAUGAUUGGUCUGGCUACCUUGCAGUUGCAGAGAUGGUUCAAAAAAUGGGUCUCAAGCUUCAUGUUUCACUGUGUUUCCAUGCAUCCAAACAACCAAAAGUCUCUCUUCCCCAGUGGGUAUCACAGAUUGGUGAAGUGCAGCCUGAUAUAUUCCAUACAGAUCGGUUGGGGCAGCAUUACAAGGAGUGCUUAUCUCUGGCUGUUGAUGAUCUUCCUGUUCUAGAUGGAAAGACACCAAUCCAAGUUUACCAUGACUUCUGUGAGAGUUUCAAGACUUCGUUCUCACAUUUCAUGGGCUCAACAAUCACAGGCAUCUCAAUGGGUCUAGGCCCAGAUGGUGAGCUUCGAUAUCCUUCUCAUCACAGGGUAAGCAAAAGGGGUAAAGUCCCUGGGGUUGGAGAAUUUCAGUGUUAUGACAAAAACAUGCUCAGCCUUCUCAAGCAACAUGCUGAAGCAACUGGAAAUCCGUAUUGGGGUCUCGGUGGUCCUCAUGAUGCCCCCCAGUAUGAUGGGAUGCCAAACUCGAACAACUUCUUCAGGGAGCAUGGCGGAUCAUGGGAGACUCCAUAUGGUGAUUUCUUCCUUGCUUGGUACUCAAACCAGCUAAUAUCUCAUGGAAGUAGCCUCCUUUCCCUUGCUUCUACAGUUUUCUGCAACUCUCCCGUCGCAAUUUCUGGCAAGGUCCCAGUCGUUCAUUCAUGGUACAAAACCCGCUCGCACCCUUCUGAGCUAACAGCUGGCUUCUACAACACAGUUGACAAGGACGGCUAUGAAAGGAUUGCUGAAAUUUUUGCAAAAAAUUCAUGCAAAAUGAUCUUACCGGGAAUGGACCUGUCAGACGAUCACCAGCCGCAGGAGUCCCUCUCUAGCCCUGAGUUAUUACUCGCACAAAUCAAGUCUGCUUGCAGAAAGAGAGGAGUUCAGAUUUCUGGGCAAAACUCGUCUGUUUCAGGAGCACCUGGUGGUUUCGAACAGGUAAAGAAGAAUUUGCUGGGCGAGGAUGGAGUUGUGGACUUGUUCACUUAUCAGAGAAUGGGAGCCUAUUUCUUCUCCCCUGAGCAUUUUCCUUCAUUUACUGAGUUGGUUCGGAGCCUGAGUCAACCAGAGAUGCUCUGGGAUGACAUGCCUAACGAAGAGGAAGAAGUUGGUGAAUCAUUGCCGGUAGGAUCAAGUUCAGACAAGAAUCUCCAGAUGCAAGUGGCUUAGUAAGAAGUAGUAGUAGAACUGUAUCCAUGUGAAUAGGGCAUCAUAUUAAAUAGACCCAUUAUUAGAAGAGGUUGUAUUAGAUAUGAUAGCCUUACAAAUUCUAUGGAACCAUGUACUGAUUAUAUUUUCAAACAAAAGCUGAAUUAUAAGGAAGAAGUAUUGCUUGGCA